UCAUCAACAACAAAAACUCAAAUGGGGAGGCCGGAAAAACAGAGCACAGACUCGAACGACAACGUUUCGUCGUCUUCUAGCAAGUUCAGGGGAGUGAGGAAGAGGAAUUGGGGGAAAUGGGUGUCGGAGAUUCGGCUCCCCAACAGCCGGGAACGGAUUUGGCUCGGCUCGUUCGACUCGCCGGAGAAGGCGGCGCGGGCAUUCGACGCCGCCCUCUUUUGUCUGCGCGGUAGGAAUGCUAAGUUCAACUUCCCCGACAACCCUCCCGACAUCGUCGAUGGCGGGUCUUUGUCCCACGACCAAAUUAAGGUCGUGGCGGCCCGUUUCGCCAACGCGGAGACCCGGGUUAGCGAGUCGGGUCCUGAAAUUGUUCCGGAUCCAUCGACCUCGCUUUCGUCAUCGUACUCCUUCAAUGCCGAGUCGCCUUCUCAGUCGAUUUCCGACGGGCCGGGCCACCAAUUUGAAAGUGAAAUGACACGAACGACCUUUGGGGACGAUGGAUUUCUCCAGCGUUUCUUCGUCUCCUCUUCGUUGAACGCUCCCAGUGAAAAUAACGUAACGGAGUUGGGGUAUUUUUCGGAAUUUGAUCAUUUUUGCAAUGACAAUUAUUUCCCCCGGCCUUUGCCGGGAACAUAUGACCACAUCGAAGACCAAUAUGCUGAAUAUACUUCACAAGAAUCAUUUCUCUGGAAUUUUUGAAGCAACGCUUAGAGGAAAAUGGGCAAGAUCAUUGGUCCCGGAUUUUUUUUUGCCACUGGACUUUUUUUUUUGACAGUAUUGCCACUGGACUUAAUUAAUGGCAUUUUUGUUCUUUAGAUUUCGUGGUAUAAAAAUAUACGAGUAAUAUUUCAUGGGAAAUAUUGUGCCACUAGUUAGUUCCUGUCGUAAGAUUAUGACAAGAAUGUUCCAUCUUGAAAAAAUGUGUUUGCACCAAUUGCACACCCCAUUUUUGCAAUUGCUUAAACAAUGCAGAAUAUUUUAUUUUAAGAAAAAAUGUAGUAUAUUUUUUGUA
Molecule: messenger RNA, 1012 nt
Organism: Cuscuta epithymum
Lineage: Eukaryota; Viridiplantae; Streptophyta; Magnoliopsida; Solanales; Convolvulaceae
Source: the annotation of a GenBank genome assembly